GUUUAUCGUUUAUCGUUCGCGGUUUGGCGCUUACCCCGGCCGCCAGUCCGCCGUUUAUCGUUUACCAAUGAAUCGUGCCCGACGGAAUACACCCAGACAAGCGCAUACGUGACACUCACCCUAGGGAAGGGCUUGUAGGGCAGGCGGCUCAGAUAUAAAUACGAGAGAACAUGCCACCGGUAAAUUUCUUUCAGAUGGCAAUCAGACCAGCCGAAGGAACCAUACUCAAUCAUCCAUCGUUCACGCGUACAGCCCUCCUUCAUCAUGUCGUCUCUAGCCCAGGCGAUCGAAGCUACCACACGGGGAUUCUUGCAAAGCUACGUCAACGCCAGCGAAACAAAGUCCAUGGACGCUUUGACUGCUCAUGUCACCGAUGAUUGCCGUCGAUACAUUGGACCGCCCGCAUUUCUUAAAGCGAGAGGCGCACCAUCGGACUUCUCAAUGUCAAACGAGGAAUACGCGGCAGAGUUCAACGGCAUGGAGCACUAUAGCUUUGAAGACCACGUCAUGUACGACCUUAUUGUCGACACGCAAAACCGGCGAGCGGCGGCACGAAGCGAAAUUCUGAUCAAAUUCAACAGCGGCGAGACCGCCAGUCGGAAUUUUGUGUGGUUCCUGGACUUCAACGAAGACGGAAGCAAGAUUGUGAAGAUUUACGUGCAGCUUGAUGUUGAAGAGGCGAACAAGUGGAUAGAAGACAUCAAGGAUCUAAAGACAGACAUCAAGAAUGCUCGUCCUGAGUAGUGGCAUGUUCAAUUGGCGCUAUGGGGCUGUCAUCAAAUUGUCCAGAUAUAUGCGAGUUUAAGGUAGU
Molecule: messenger RNA, 811 nt
Organism: Purpureocillium takamizusanense
Lineage: Eukaryota; Fungi; Ascomycota; Sordariomycetes; Hypocreales; Ophiocordycipitaceae
Exons: 1
Coding region: 265-744 (159 amino acids)
Source: RefSeq, a predicted model, not a curated record